Molecule: messenger RNA, 1180 nt
Organism: Didymodactylos carnosus
Lineage: Eukaryota; Metazoa; Rotifera; Eurotatoria; Philodinida; Philodinidae
Source: the annotation of a GenBank genome assembly
AUGAUGUCCAAUCAUACACAAAUAUCGAAUGGUGAACAAUCUAAUUUUAAGUCGAGUUUAAAUUCUCAUGUUAAAGACCUAAAUGUUGAUUAUUACUAUCAUUUGGGUCUAAAUAGUACGUUUGAUUUAAAAUCGAAUUUUGGUGAUGUUAAAUAUGUUCUUAUGUGUGGAAGUCCAAUAAGAGCUUAUGAAAUUAUUCAGCGUGCUAUUCAGGCAUUAAAAAUUCAGUUACCCGUUGGACAAACUGUAGCUCCCAUUGGUAAGUGUUAUAAUUCUAAGUUGUUUCUUCGUUGUUUUCUUAAUAACUUUUGACAGAAAUGAGAUAGAGAUCUGCGGUUUUCGGAUUCUGAAACUAGACACUUUGAGAUAUAAACCUAUAAGAAAAUCAGGACUCUCGCUUAGCCUCACCAUGGUCUACCAUCCGAGUCAAAUCCAAAAGCUUAGCGUUCCGAAACCACACUAUGAAGUCCGAUUCCAAAUAAUAUCAAUCGAUAGCCAAAACACUGUCCUUCAAAACUUUUUCUAAAGUUGUGAUUGAGUGAAGAACGAAAUGAACAUCGUCACGAUGAUCAGGAUGAUUACCUAUGAUCCACAUGUUUCUAAGAUGCCUAGACGUGUCUGGAACGAGACCGAUGUGUCCUCGGAUAACGUCUGUAUCUGUAGAGCCAAAGAAAAUGAAAACCUGAGCCUUGCGUAGUUUUGAAGGGCAGUGUUUUGGCUAUCAACUGGUAUUAUUUGAAACCGGACUUCGUAGUGUGAUUUCGGAACGCUAAGCUUUCGGAUUUUGCCUCGAAUGGUACACCAUGGUGAGGCUAAGCGGGAGUCCUGAUUUUCUUAUAGGUUUACAUCUCAAAGUGUCUAGUUUCAGAAACUGAAAACCGCAGGUUUGUGUCUCAUUUCUGUCAAAAGUUAUUAAAAAAACAACGAAGUGCACGGUGCUUUGGCGUCGACAGUAAUUUAAACUAUCAGAGUUAAAUGGCAUACAGACGGAUUUAUAUACAAAGUCAAGAUGUGUAUCAAUAUCAAAGGUCUUGUUAUUUCGUAGCGAGAACAUUGAAAUUUUAGGUGAUCGAAAAUAGACUCAUUUGUAGUCGGUGAUCGUUGUAGGUAAAACAGAGCGAUAUAGUAUGUUCAAAGUUGGUCCUGUUAUUUCAAUUUCUCAUGGUAUGGGUAAACCAUC